AUGAAUUUGUAUCUCUUAUUUUUCUUGCUGAGUACUAAAUUUUAUUUUGCUUCUUGUGAGUCUAAUUGUGUGAAUAUUAAAACAUGUGGUGAGUGUAUCGGAUUCGCCAGUGAUGAGUGUAUUUGGUGUGCUGCAGAUGCACACGAUGGUGAUAGAUGUCAAUCUGGGAGUUCCAAUUUAAAUAAUAUUACAUGGUGCAAUGGGAAAAUAUAUAGUUCAAAAGUAACUUAUGAAAUCAAACAGGAUAAAAAUUUCACUAAAGGAGAGAAUGGCGAAGAUGUAGUUCAGUUUAAACCUCAGUUAAUAAAGGUUAAAGCACGACCUGGAGUACCUGUGGAUAUAAUUAUGUCAUAUAAGCCAGCAAAAGAUUAUCCUUUAGACAUUUAUUACUUAAUAGAUUAUUCUAGAACAAUGCUGGAGCAGGUAGAAACAUUAAAAGAGCAAGGAAAGAGUAUUUACGAAGGACUAUUACAUUUAACCAAUAAUGUAAGAUUGGGCUUUGGAAGUUUUGUAGAGAAACCUUCUUUGCCUUUCGUUGACGUUAAUAUGCAAACGUCGUAUUCUUUUAAAAAUCAUUUAUCUUUAACGGAGAACAAAACAGAAUUUGCAAAAGCUUUAAAUGAUAAACCUUCGGGUGUAAACUACGAUGCGCCUGAAGCAGGUUUCGACGCACUAAUGCAAGUGAUGGCUUGCAGAAAAGAACUUAAUUGGAGAGAAAAUGCGAGGCGUAUUAUAGUACUAAGCACUGAUUCUACAUACCACAGCGCAGGAGAUGGAAAAUACGUGGGUGCUUUUAUACAGCACGACAUGAAAUGUCACCUUGUUAAUAACAUGUAUACGGAAGAUCUAAAAUUCGAUUAUCCAUCUGUUAGUCAAAUAAAUAAAAUAGCGACAGAAAAUAAUUUCAUGAUUAUUUUUGCUGCGGUGCCAAAUGUUACGGAUCAUUACAAAGCUUUAGAGAAAAAUAUUCAAGGUUCCAAAUAUGUACCAUUAGAAGCAAGUCCCAAACUUUUAGAAAUGAUCAAAGAGGAAUAUUUGAGUCUAAUCAGAAAUAUGCAAUUGGAAUACACAAUGCCAGAUUUUAUGCAACUUACUUUUGAUCCGGAUUGUAAUAAGCCUGGAAAUUGCGUUUUACAACAUGACCAGCAUAUUGACAUUAAAGGAACUCUAAUGAUUAACUCAUGCCCACCUGAUAAUAUGUUUACUUACCUGGUCAAAGUUGGUCCAAGACUUUUAGGUGAAAAAUUAAGUAUAUCAGUUGAAGUAGAUUGUCAGUGCGAUUGCGAAAAACCUGGAAAGGGCGAACAAAAUUCAAAUAAGUGCAGUUUGGGAGGCACUUAUCAAUGUGGGGUGUGCAAAUGUAACGAUGAUAGGCAUGGAGACGUUUGCCAAUGCGAAGGAAGCAAAUCUGAUAUAAAAGACUCGGACAAAUGUAAGGAGAAUGAAGGAGCAGUAUAUCUAUGUAGCGGGCACGGGAAAUGCAGUUGUGGAAUAUGUACGUGUUACAAAGAUUUCUCAGGUCAGUUUUGUGAAUAUGAUGACAAAGCGUGUUUAACUUCUGACGGUAACAUUUGCUAUGGAAAUGGUAUAUGUAAAUUCGGUAAAUGUCAAUGCGAUGCACAAUGGCUUCCAGAUUAUUGUAUGUGUCCCGUCGAUAAAGAAAAAGGCUGUAUUGCACCACAAUCUCAUGAAGUAUGUUCAGGAAACGGAGAAUGUGUUUGUGGUAAAUGUGUCUGUAACUCAAGAAAUAGUACUCACGGAAAAUGUUCUGGAAUGUUCUGUGAUGACUGCGAAGAAGUAGCGAAGCGUUGUAAGGAACUAGAAGACUACGCUUAUUGUAAUUUGAAUAAUAAAAAAAUAGAAUGUGAUGAAAAAUACAACCUAUCAGAUGCUAUUGUCACGAUAGUUAAUAAAACAGAAAUUAAUUCACCUGAAUAUUUUGAAGCUAAUAUGUGGUGCAAAAAAAUUGUGGAAGAUGGCAAAGCUUUUAUAUUCAAAUAUCACUAUCCAAAUUUAUCAACAUUGCGUCUGAUCAUACAAAGUGAUUUGGAAACGCCUCCUGUUGCUAAUAUUUUAAUUGCAGCUGGCAGUGUCAUAGGAGCAGUACUGUUGAUUGGAAUCAUUACCGUGAUUGUGUGGAAAAUCCUAGUCGAUUUACACGAUAAGAGAGAAUAUACGAAAUUCCUUGAACAGUCUGAGGCAGCGGGAUUCGAUACAACCUUGAAUCCAUUCUAUGAACCACCUUCUAUUAAUUUCACAAACCCUGUAUACAGUGGC
Molecule: messenger RNA, 2277 nt
Organism: Brenthis ino (lesser marbled fritillary)
Lineage: Eukaryota; Metazoa; Arthropoda; Insecta; Lepidoptera; Nymphalidae
Source: the annotation of a GenBank genome assembly